This is a messenger RNA of Blastocystis hominis, 688 nucleotides long. RefSeq lists its product as hypothetical. The record is from RefSeq and is a predicted model, not a curated record. Bases 71 to 268 code for a protein of 65 amino acids. The transcript has 2 exons. NCBI's taxonomy places the organism in Eukaryota, Bigyra, Opalinata, Blastocystidae.
UUUCUCUCCAGACUCAAAUAGUUAUUCUGGAUUGUUGUAUGAUCGAACCAGCAAUUGGUUUGUUUGCGAAAUGGUAUUCGUAGGAGAUACCGUCAUAUCAGAGAAGCCCAUAACAAUCGAUGAACUGAGUGAUUUCAUUGUAGACUAUGAUGACGUUUACAGGCACAAGGAGCGUUCUAUGAUGCUGAUAAUCGACUGGUCUAUAUGGGAAGUUCGAAGAAUGGCAGACGCUAUGGUUUUGGAGAGACAAUUUACCCAGAUUUUUUAAUUCCUACAGUCGAGUCCCGUGGGUUUUGGGUAGAUGGAAAACAGUUUGGUCCGUUCGAGAUCUUCGAUCGUUUCGGACACUUCGUUCACACCGUUGUCUACUUUAAUGGAGAGCAAGUGGAUCCUGAUCGAAUUCCGGAGGAUCAGCUUACGUUUUAUUCCUUUUCGCACUCCUUAAUGUUGUCUCACGACACAACAAUCCCUGGGUCCAAGAUCCACUUCUUCAAUCUGGACCGAUUGGAGCACUUAUCCAUCGGAUAUCACAGCUUUACUCAAAUUGAGACAUUCCAUAUUUCUCAGCUUCCCUGUAUAAAGCGACUUGUGAUCGAGCAGGACUGCUUUCUAGGCUUGGAAUCCUUUUCGGAAGAGCAGCUGAGGAGAGUGGAUUCGGCUGUUACGCGUGGACACCAUCGCCAGUUUA